Plasmodium inui San Antonio 1 is the source of this 588-nucleotide messenger RNA. RefSeq lists its product as hypothetical. Lineage: Eukaryota; Apicomplexa; Aconoidasida; Haemosporida; Plasmodiidae. The transcript is spliced from 3 exons. The coding region runs from base 1 to 588 and encodes 195 amino acids. The record is from RefSeq and is a predicted model, not a curated record.
AUGUCAUCAAAUAAGAAAUCUAAUAGAAUAGGACUGAAUCCGACAUCUGCCGCAUUAAAUUUAACUGAACACCCCAAGGACCAGAAUGAAUCUAUAUGUAAUGAAAACGCACAAAAAAGGGAAGAAAACUCGGAUGACGAAAUUAAGGACAGGCCAAAACAUAUUCCGCAGAGAAAUGGUAAUACAAUAGAGCGAGAAUCAACAAACUAUUUUCCUGAAAUUGAAAACAGCCUGUAUCAUAACCCUCUACCAAUUUACAAUACUAAACAGAGGGAAUUAGGACACCGCCUUAAAAAGAAAGAUAUAAAUGAAAUAAUCAAAUCGGUGAAUGAUAAUUUAUUUAGGAAGAUGAUGCUUGACAGAUGGAUAAAACUGCACGAACAUGCCAAAAAACCGGUGCACACGUUGAAGGACCAUUUAUCCUAUUAUUUGGGAAAAUUAAAAAGUCCGUAUAGCGUGGAUGGGAACCUUGAGAGGGGACAAGUGCAGAGCACAAAUGAUACUAUUCACACAACCAUCAGCAUCAUGGAGGAGUAUCAGAAUAGACUGUUUUUCUACUACGUCAUAGGGGAUAAAUUGCCGCACUGA